GUCGACUUCAUUGUGUUGUCAUUUCACACAUCACCAAUAGUUUUUUUGUUUGAUUGUUAGGGCGCAAGAUGACCCAAAGUCCAGGACUAAGUGUUGAUGGUGAGAAAUUCCAUUCCAAUGGACAACCAAAGCUGUUUAAGGGAACCACGUUAGUGUGCCAUAUUCCAAGAGAAGACGGGAUGUUCCAGAAGCUUUUGGAUGUUUAUCGACACCUGAUUGGCUGUAAAUAUACCGAUAAGCUAUGUCUUCUUCCAACGUCGAGUUACCACAUCACAAUCAUUGGAACUUCCAAUAGAAGAGUGAUUCCCCAGAAGGUUAUAACUGAGGACAUCGAUGGUGGAGACGAUACGAUCUUUGAAAAGGUUUAUCAACAGCUACAGAAUGUGCCCGGACUGCUGGACUUUGAAUUCCCGCUGUCGUUCAAGGCUGUUGGGUUCGUAUUCAGUGGUAACACCUUAUCUCUUCGCAUGGAGCCGUUGUACCACCAAAAAACCUCACUUGAGAUACUGAGGAGCCAAAUAAGCGAUGUGCUUGGGCUCAAAGAAGAACAUGGGUAUUACUAUCAUAUUACCUUAGCCUAUUUUGUAGAGCAAUUUGACGAAUCAGAUAGAUCUGAGUUCUUGAAAGGUCUUCCUCAAUUGAACAAGUUAGUGGAAGGCAGUAUCGUCAGCUUCAAUCAGAUGGAGUUUUGCACUUUCCAAGACAUGUUUGACUUCAACAUCAAGCAUUUUGAUAGACUCUGUGGGGAUGAACGAGGGAAGCUGAAGUCUGGUCCGAAGCCAAAGAACCCUGGCAGAUCAGACGAGAUCUAUGGGAAGAUCCCCUUUGAGGAACUCGCCCACUGUAUAAGGGCCUUCAAUACCCACAUGUACGUCUUCUUCCCUGUUGUUUCAAGCGAUGAGCUCAUUUCACGUAUCUUUUCAUUCUGCAAAACUGACCCUACUUCAAAUCUUCAAUUGAUAGCUUUAAACGAGGAAAGUGCACUGACUUACGCCCUCUGUUGUUCAAUAUCUGCUGUCGUUUGUGUCCAUUUCCAACGCACUGCGUCAUACUCACCCAAGCCUCUUACCAGUUGUUCGUCUUCUGCUAAAUACGUCGAUGAAGCAAGACAAGUAGUUCACGAAUUUGGGCUGGAUAUGAAUCCAACAAUGGAAACUGCACUUAUGCAAUUCUUCUUACAUGUUUACUACUCUUCUUCAAAACAAUCGCUGAAGAAAGGAAUAAUAUGUCUACGAGAUGCGAUCUCGAUAAUACAACUGUUCGGCUUGCAUUGUGAAACAACGUAUUCAUUCCUACCAAGAAACCAGGCACAUUUAUGGAGGAAGAUUUACUACAUGAUACUGAUUACAGAAAGGUUUCAAUGCUUCAGACUGCAAUGUUAUCAAAUCAAAUUCGAUGCACUAUUACAGGCAUCUAUCAACUUUCCCACAGUUGAAGACGACAAGCACCCUGAUGUGUUAAUUGGGUUCGUGCAGUUGGCACAACUGUUCAGUGCUGCAGACAUCUUUUUCCUUUCAGUUGUUUAUGGAACCGUCACGGUACUGCAUCCUGAACUUGACAAAGAGAUGAGUUUAAUACAGAACAUAUACAACAAGCACACCAGGUGUUACCUUACCAAGUCUUCAAUGGUCAAGUUUCAAUCAAAUUUAUUGGAGUCACUCCGGAUGUUGGACCAAGUUAAGGACCAGUCACAGUUGGUUAACAUCCUUCUUACUAAGGCGUGGUUACAAAGCCUUGGAUGGAGUGCCUCUUUGAAUGAGAAGUACAUUGAAGAAGAAGCCAACGAGGCCUGUCUCAGAAGUACAUUUCCACAAGACAUAGCUACGAAUUUUCUUCGUGACACUUGCUCAUUACCCGAAUCUGCCUUCACCAUGAAUGGACCUGGUAUUUGCCUCAAAAUGCUUCAGCUCGUUGACUCGUUGCAAUCGAGAAUUACUGAGACACCGGAUCAAUGGGAUGAUUGGAUGCUGUUACAUGAUAGGUUGUUCAGUCUGACUCAGAAGAUUGAGAAGUACAAGUGGCCUGGUUAUCAGAUCCCUGAUAAACUCUUUUUGAAUAUACAAACUUUUGAACAAUCUAGGUCGAUACCUGGAUCGUUACUGUUUCUAGAAGAAUCUUCUGUGGACAAAUCUAAUGAAAGGUUUGGGAAUAGGACAAUAACACACUCUAAUACGGUCAAAAUCGGCUUACUCGUCCUUGCAGAAGAAGAUAUGACGCUAAUGACACAACGUACAAAGAACAUCAGAGCCCAAGGCGUAGCCCAUGACCUGGAAGCACAAUUCAGAAGAGUAUCGCAAUGAGUGCUUCAGCGAGCCGACACAAUAGCACACCGGUGGAUCAACAGUGAGUCCCAGUCUUUCCCCCUGCCUCUGUCUCAACCUCGCGUAGUAACCAUCAAGACAGUAAUAACCUCAAACACACACGUUUGUGUCACAUUAAACCCGCACACCACAUCACGUGCCUAUCUUACGUAAUUUCUUACGUAAUCCACAACCCCCAUCUUCGUGCCUCCCCUCCAAGCCCCAUCAGAGCCACUAAAUCC
This is a messenger RNA of Williopsis jadinii, 2542 nucleotides long. RefSeq lists its product as uncharacterized. The record is from RefSeq and is a predicted model, not a curated record. Lineage: Eukaryota; Fungi; Ascomycota; Saccharomycetes; Phaffomycetales; Wickerhamomycetaceae. Bases 69 to 2300 code for a protein of 743 amino acids. The transcript is spliced from 3 exons.